Molecule: messenger RNA, 741 nt
Organism: Stegodyphus dumicola
Lineage: Eukaryota; Metazoa; Arthropoda; Arachnida; Araneae; Eresidae
Source: RefSeq, a predicted model, not a curated record
AUGAAAAACCUGCUCAACUCAAUACAAAGACAGCAUCUCAUACUAGUUUGUAAAGCUUUACAAGAUGACAUCAACAGCAGCUCUGAAAAUUUUUGCAGGGAUCCCUCGCUCGAUCUGCAGGCCCAAAGGGAAGCAGCAAUUGUAAAAGUCACCCUCAUUGUAGUCUAUACAAAAUUAUGGGGUAAGCACUAUUUUGCUGUCGAUUAUGAAGAAAUGCUGACCUCAAAUAUUGGACACCCAGCAGCCUUCAAUCUAGCGAAUACGGUUACCAUUAUGUAUAAAGCUCCUGCUCACAUCGACUUUUCAAUCUACACCGAUGGGUCUAAGACAAAUGAGGGUACUGGCAGUGCAUACUGUUUUCUAAAAGGUCCUAGUACAGUGCACACAUGGAAUCGUAGACUAGAUGCCAGGUACACCGUCUACCAGGCAGAACUAUCAGCAAUCAAGGCAGCCAUAACGUAUGCAAGAAGGAAUGGCAUUUGCAAGUCAACAAUAUUAAUUGGCUCAUUUUCCAGUCUACAGCCCAUUCUGAGCAUUGAAAACAAGAAAAAGUUAUUCCAGGACACUCAGAGAAAACUCCUAACACAAUCAGAAGCUGAAAGACCAAAACUAAUUUGGGUUCCAGCUCAUGUAGGCAUCCAUGGAAAUGAAGUAGCGGAUCAAUUAGCAAAAGAGACAGCCAAUGAUACAAAUAGGAUCGAAACUCCAGAAAGACUUCCCAAAUCUUACAUGAAAAAGUAG